AUUCGCAACCGACACGACGCUCACACGCAAGCAUACACACUCAGUGUCACACCGUCCGAGCCGACAGACGAUAUCAUGGCGAGGCAGCAGCAGCUCAUCCUGACCGCCGCGAUGAUCUUGUGCUGCUGUGGUGGCGGCCUCAUUGUUUCCGCGCUCGAUCUCAACAAACUGUACGGGCACAUACACGCGAAAAGGAACAUAGGAGAACCGUGUCACCCAUAUGAACCAUUCAAAUGUCCUGGAAACGGCGCUUGUAUUUCUAUUCAAUAUUUAUGUGACGGAGCACCCGAUUGUCCAGAUGGUUAUGAUGAAGAUGCCAGACUUUGCACUGCGGCUAAACGACCACCGGUUGAAGAAACAGCAAGUUUUUUACAGUCACUUUUAGCUAGUCAUGGACCAAACUACUUGGAAAAAUUAUUUGGCAGCAAAGCCAGGGACGCGUUGGAACCAUUAGGAGGCGUCGAAAAAGUUGCAAUCACUCUCUCUGAAUCACAAACAAUCGAGGACUUCGGUGCUGCUCUCCAUCUAAUGAGAUCUGACUUGGAGCAUUUGCGUUCGGUAUUCAUCGCCGUCGAGAACGGCGAUAUCGGCAUGUUAAAGAGCCUGGGCAUCAAAGACUCUGAACUAGGCGAUGUGAAGUUUUUCCUCGAAAAGCUAGUCAACACCGGCUUUCUAGAUUAAUUUACUAAAAAAAUAUCGGAUUUGUAUACAAUUAUAAUAUCCUCUGUAAUUUUCUAUUCCUAUUUAUAUUACCUACCUAUAUACGAAUAUCCAUCCAAGAUUUAAAAAAAAAAUAAUAAUAUUAUUUCGUCCACUCCUUUCGUCAAUAAUUCCACGGUAUUCCAAACAUAACUUCCCUAAUUAUUUUCGGUCAAUUAAAACGAACUUUAUAAUAUAACAUUAUACUAUUUUAAUCGUAUACAUUCGGUUUUGAAUCACCUAAUACAUAUCAAAAAUAAAGCUAACACUAUACAUAUCAUAUCAUGUACAACUUUAAACAUAUCUUUUUAAUAUUAAAGUUUAUUAUUAUUAUUAUUAUUACUAUUAAUAUUAUCUAGUUAUACAAAAUGUAUUACAUUAAAAAUAUAUCAUUAUAAAUAUGUGUUGAAUAUAUCUUUUGUCUUAAACAACGCGUGCCCAAUGAGCCAUUAUAAUACGCCAUAUUUGUUUUCUUAUUUGUUUAGCUACGCAAUUUUAUUCCCGGUUUUUGCUUGUUUAUUAUCGCACAUUAUUAAGACGUACGACUUUUUCAUAAUAAUAUUAUUAUAAUUACAUUUUAAUCUUAAUUUAUUAUAAGUAACUUUUUACGGCCCGACUCCGAGAUUCAAUUAGUAUACGGACAAGCAUAAUACAUAUUUUGUAAUACCUGUUCAUCUUAAAUACGUGAUGUAGGUAGGUAUUGGUUAUAAUAACCGACACGCUGAGUAUUUUACCGCAUCGCCUAGUGCGUCUUCUAUACGGCGUUUAAGUUGUUUAUAUCAUUAUAUUAUUAUAUAUAAGUACCAGUGUUUCUUUAAAACUUCAUUAUUACUACUAUUCUUACAAAGUUUUUAAAAAUAUCCAUUCUUAUACAUUGUUUAAUGUACACGCAUCAUCAUUGUAUUAGUACGAUUUUUCAACUACCGUUUCAUAAUACAUAUAACACUUAAUGAGCGACAUAUAAUUAUUCACAGGGUGUUUCAGCUAUAUACCUAUGAUGCACAAAAGUAUGCAUUUUAAGUGUCCGACGCAGUAUUCGUCUCAGUAUCGGCAAAAAAAGAUUAUAGUAAAAGCCACAAAUUGGUAUAAUUUCAAAUGCAGACGAGCGCUACCUAUACCUUGCUAGUAUAUUAUAUUUUUAUCGACAACGUGCGAUAUUUUUUCUUCUGUAAUAUGAUUUUAACACGGGAUUAGCUAGUUUUCAUCUUAAGAUUAUUAAUUGAGUAUAUCUGAUAAAAAAAAAAAAUAAUUUUCUUUUACACUUACAAAUACGAAAUAUCAUAACCUCUGAAACACGCUGUAUAUACAUAUAUAGCUCCAAUGUACCGCCGCAUAUAUUUAGGUGUCUGUGUAUAUAAAUAAUGAAUACACAUCACCUGUAACCACUCAGCUACAAUAUUAUAACUACUCUACUUUUUCAAAUGUAAUUUCUUUUUGUAAUGCUCAUUUGGCACAUCGUUUUCAGUAGAACACCAAAAUAAAACCAUAGUGUAAAAAAUUAUUUAUAAUCGUGAUACAUUCACCAUCGAAGUGUAAUAAUUAUAGGAUAAUUAUUGAGUGAGGUAAAAAGUAUAUAUUUUAAUGUAUAAAACAACGAUAACGACCACAAACUGACACGACACACAUAUCAUUUGAAUACAAUAUAUUUUUUACCUACCAACUCAAUAAAAAUCAUAAUUAWUUAUUUUUCUUCUUCUUUUUUUCUA
This is a messenger RNA of Diuraphis noxia (Russian wheat aphid), 2405 nucleotides long. Its product is annotated as IDLSRF-like peptide. Lineage: Eukaryota; Metazoa; Arthropoda; Insecta; Hemiptera; Aphididae. Gene Ontology annotation, molecular function: protein binding. The record is from RefSeq and is a predicted model, not a curated record.